CCCCCCACUGUCCCUCGUCCCAGCCCCGGGACGUAGCCGAGCCCGGCGGGCAACCCCAGCCCCAGCCGCGGCCGCCCUGGGGACGCAGACGCCAAGGCCCCUCCGGCCAGGGCCGGGAGCCGGGCCGGCCUAGCCAGUUCUGACAGCCCCAUGGCCCCAGCAGGCCUCUGAGCCCCACCAUGGGCAGCUUGUACUCGGAGUACCUGAACCCCAACAAGGAAAAAAAAAAAAAAAAAAAAACCAAAGAGACGCUGGACACGCAGGAGACGACCUCCCGCCAAAAAAAAAAAAAAAAAAAAAUCAUCCUCUGUUGCGCCAUCGUGGUGGAAAACCUUCUGGUACUCAUUGCAGUGGCUCGAAACAGCAAGUUCCACUCGGCAAUGUACCUGUUUCUGGGUAACCAAAAAAAAAAAAAAAAAAAAGCAGGUGUGGCCUUCGUAGCCAAUACCUUGCUCUCCGGCUCAAAAAAAAAAAAAAAAAAAACCGUGCAGUGGUUUGCCCGGGAGGGCUCUGCCUUCAUCACGCUCUCCGCCUCUGUCUUCAGCCUCCUGGCCAUCGCCAUCGAGCGCCACGUGGCCAUUGCCAAGGUCAAGCUGUACGGCAGCGACAAGAGCUGCCGCAUGCUCCUGCUCAUCGGGGCCUCGUGAAAAAAAAAAAAAAAAAAAAGUGGCCUGCCCAUCCUUGGCUGGAACUGCCUGGGCCACCUUAAAAAAAAAAAAAAAAAAAAGCCUCUCUACGCGAAGCAUUAUGUGCUGUGCGUGGUGACCAUCUUCUCCAUCAUCCUGUUGGCCAUCGUGGCGCUGUACGUGCGCAUCUACUGCGUGGUCCGCUCAAGCCACGCUGACGUGGCUGGCCCGCAGACCCUAGCCCUGCUCAAGACAGUCACCAUCGUGCUAGGUGUCUUUAUCGUCUGCUGGCUGCCCGCCUUCAGCAUCCUCCUUCUGGACUAUGAAAAAAAAAAAAAAAAAAAACCGAUCCUCUACAAAGCCCACUACUUUUUCGCCUUCGCCACAAAAAAAAAAAAAAAAAAAACUGUCAUCUACACGUGGCGCAGCCGGGACCUGCGUCGGGAGAAAAAAAAAAAAAAAAAAAACUGGCGGCCGGGGGUGGGGGUGCAAGGACGGAGGCGGGACGGGACCCCGGGCCACCACCUCCUGCCACUCCGCAGCUCCAGCUCCCUGGAGAGGGGCAUGUCUUACCACCGCCACCAGGCCUUGGGGAAGCCGCAGCGCAGCUGCAGCCAACAGGCCAGCCAGACCCCCACCCGUGCUGCCCCACAGCCCCUGCAGAUGGGGCCCUGCGCCUACAAGAUCAGGCAGUUCCUGGACUGUCCGACCACUGAGAAUGACCUGUCCAUGUGUGAGGGCUUCACUGAGGCCCCGAAGCAGUGCAAGUACAACCAUGGUCUGAGCUCCCUGCCCUGA
This is a messenger RNA of Cercocebus atys (sooty mangabey), 1424 nucleotides long. RefSeq names its product sphingosine-1-phosphate receptor 2 (gene S1PR2). Gene Ontology annotation, molecular function: sphingosine-1-phosphate receptor activity. Gene Ontology annotation, biological process: sphingosine-1-phosphate receptor signaling pathway. NCBI's taxonomy places the organism in Eukaryota, Metazoa, Chordata, Mammalia, Primates, Cercopithecidae. Gene Ontology annotation, cellular component: membrane. The transcript has 3 exons. The record is from RefSeq and is a predicted model, not a curated record.